Molecule: messenger RNA, 3830 nt
Organism: Mugil cephalus (flathead mullet)
Lineage: Eukaryota; Metazoa; Chordata; Actinopteri; Mugiliformes; Mugilidae
Product: cAMP-dependent protein kinase inhibitor alpha-like
Exons: 3
Coding region: 410-643 (77 amino acids)
Biological process (GO): negative regulation of cAMP-dependent protein kinase activity
Cellular component (GO): nucleus; cytoplasm
Molecular function (GO): cAMP-dependent protein kinase inhibitor activity
Source: RefSeq, a predicted model, not a curated record
GGCUGCUCAUUGGUCAGAAAGGAGGAAGAUGCGACGGUCAUGGACAAGAGAUUGAGUUUACAGAUGUGACUGAUAUUCCAAAAUUUCAUGCCCUGACAGGUCGCUUAUUCUACUAGUGUAAUCUAAUAGGAUUAAUAUCUACAAGGCCCGGCUGCUCUGGUGGAUUUUUUAUUUUAUUUUAUUUUCAUUCUUUCUUUGGUUUUGUAUUGUUUGCUCUCUGGGAUCGUUUCGUGUGAUGUCGGGCCCUCUCCCUGCUUUAGAUGAAGUCACUCCCUACAAAAUGUAGCUAGCUUCGGGUCGUUACGCCAGAAGAGUCGUCACUGAAGUAGCAUAAACGGUGAUCAGCCUCUGGAGCUACAGAUCCAACUCAUCUCCUCGUAGGUGCUGCUGUGUGAACGAUGCUCGAGCGAUGGCUGAUGUUGAGGCCACAUACGCAGACUUCAUCGCCUCUGGCAGGACGGGACGCAGGAACGCCCUGCAUGACAUCCUGCAGAGCCCCACUGACCCCGAGGGACGGGAGAUGUCCCUCACCCUGUCCCUGUCCCAGCUGCACAUCAAUGCAGGGGGAGGAGAUGGAGAUGACACAGAGGACAGCCAGAGUUCCUCCUCGGCCCAGAGGGAGGCGGAGCAGAGGAAUAGUUAACCUGCCACUCUCUCAUGUCAGCAGACAGAGAGCUGCAGGGUGGAUUCCAGCUGCCAUCGCGACCAGUCUGUUUGCCCAAAGUGGGCUGGUAGUCGGAGGGUAGUGCCAUCGAUGCUGAUUUGCCCCUAAGCGGGGCACUGAACCUCAAAAUCCACUGGAGAGGUGCUGCUAUGUGAUCACCCAGAGCACUGCUGUGCACUAGAAUAACAGAUUGAUUGCAGGGUGCUUUUCAGAGUUGCGGAAAGACACAUUCGUAUCUGUUAUAAAAUCAGAUUUUAUUUUCAGUCUUAGUUACUAAACACCUGGAUGACUGAAAUAAAAAGACAGGGCUCCAAUGUGAGUUUUAUAGUAGUUGAAGCAAUUUGUAAGACCACUGAGACGUGUUGGUGUAAUAGGUCACAGUGGGAGUAGCAUGUUAGUAAAGGUAGUGAUGCUGAUAGAGAUUGUAUUGCCAGCUAAUGGCUUGUGCUUCCUUUAAAUGGACAACAUUGCAGAGGGAAAUGGACUCAGUUUUAGUGAAGCUGGAACAAACUGGGGCUGGAUUACUUUUGUAUAUGCUGAGGAGUGUGUUCACUGAUUCUGUUCUAUACCUUAGAAAGCAGCAGGCCGUAGCAGAGCAGUAGUGGUGUACAAUUCACAGGACAUAUUCCAGUGUCUCAGUGGAUAAAAAAAUAAGUGAUGACGGUGUACUAUAUUUUAAAAUGUUUAUAAUUUUUUUUAAACUUUUCUAACAAUCUCAUUGUAACCACAACAUUAUAGGUAUAGUUUGACAUUUUUAGUGAACACCUUUAUUCACUUUGUUUGGCUGAGAGUUAGUUGAGAAGGAAUGCUACUGCUAAGCUUUAGCCUAGUAUAAAGACUGAGGAACCUAGCUAUGUGUGUCCAAAUGUAACAAAACUUGCCUAUGAUCACCUCAAAACAUCUGUUGGCUUAAAAAACUUGUGUUCAUGGGUUACAGAAGAAAUGUUACCUGGUCAGUUCCCAGUGGCGUCUUUUCAAUAUGAAUUUGCAUCUACAAGCUAACAGGUUACCCACGGUUAGCUUCGUAAAUUGGUAACCACAGUGCCUUCUAGACACCAACAGUUGCCUAGCAGCAUGUGUUCUGACAACAUAUAAUUCAUGUUACCACUUGAACACCAAACAUUUUGUGUGCAUGACUUCCAUGAUGUCUAUAAAAACAACAAUUAUUGGUUUUGCAGAGAGUUAUUGCUGCCUUCAAAUGGAACUCGUGAACUUGUAUUUACAAGAUGGUAGCUUGGCAUGGCCAGAUUUAAUUCUUAUCAGAAUAUCACAAUAUAACAUGCCAUUUGUGUGUGGUGCUUUUCAACUAAUACAGAGUAAAAAAAAAACCUGCUUAAGCGUGCAAUUGGAUAGUGCUACCAUGAAUCAGAGCCCUUUUAUUGUAAACUUAGAUGACGUGGAUGACUAUGUUGCUGUUACUCUUCAUUCCAUCACCACAUAAAAUCUGCCCACAUGAUUUGAUCGACCUAGCAUAUCUUUGCUGGACCAUAAUCUGUUCUCAAUGGAAUGACUCCAGAGCAACUUUCUGCCACAGAAUAUUUUGUGACCAUAAUUUGUGAGAAGACUGCUGCUAGGCUACUGUUGGCAACUAGAAGCCUUUGAUGCUAACUGUUAGCAAACUAACAAUCGGAUAAAACAAUGUAGGAAGCGUAAAAGCAUACCAAAAAUUUCUGGCCUCUGGGAAUAUAAGUAGUUCUCGACCAAACCUGCUGUUCACUUCUGUCAUUUCUGAGAAUGUUGGCACACAUGUCGUAAGCUUUGAUGUUGUCAUUAAUUUCCAUUCAUCAGUUUCUGAAUAUAACAAGUCAGUGCCAUUCAUAUGGACUCAUGAACACGGUAAAUACAACCCAAUUAAGUCAGUUCAAACAAUAGCUUGGUUGGGGGCAAUUUCCUGGCUACUAGAUGUGACUGCAGAAAGAAAUUCCUUCUGUAGUUCAAACAGUCAGCAUGGAGCGGAUUAAUUAGUGACCUUUAUAUCUGCUGAUAGAUAGAUAAGUUUGCUUUUGGACAGCGAGCCAGACGAGCCCCUCUGCUUUCGCGCAGUCUUAAUGCUAAGCUAAAAAAGCUCAAAUCUAGAGGACCUGGAGCACUCGUCUUCAGUUUUGUUGCCAUAAUUGCGACUAUUAAAGUCGAGUUUGUAAACCUGAUUGGUUCACACAGUUUACAAAUAAUUUUCUAAGCCGCAAAUUCAUGAAAUUAAAGAAAAAACAAAAAAUGUAACCUACAAUGCUAACUCAACUUGCUGGCUCUGAUGUAGUAAAUUAGCCAGUACACUGAUGCUUAGUUUAUCAGUACAAUGAUGCAGAUUUGUUCCCCAUACAUGGUAAAAUAUGACAGAAGAAAUAAAACACAAUGAGCAACACCUUCUGAUCAGUCAACACAGAAACAAUCUAGUAGUUGUGCAAAGACAUGUUAAAAGACAGUAGCACAAACUUGGAGCACUCUCCUCUUGCUGGAAUGCAUGAGGUCAAUAAAAGUGUGAUUGUCAUGACCUUUGUUAUUUCUUAAUCUGUCUGGAGGAUUGCUCCAAGUUUACUGUCCAUUUAUAACGUUGUUGUUAUUUCCCUUUUAUGCCGUUGAUCUCUCGAGAUUCCAGGUACACCCCAGAGAGCGGUAUCAAAAUCCUCAUCUAACUCUCACCAGUGAACCCAAUAAGCGUGUAACCCAAAAUGUCAAACUUUUCCUUAAAUGUAGAUAUGCAAUACUCAGUGGAGCUUCCAGUAACUGUAACAUUUGUUUGUAAGUGUGAAAGUUUCUAUAUCUGUGACACUGAGGCUGAAUUAAAUUCCUGUUACUUUGUGAAAUAGAUAACACACACUAAUCAUCUGUACAGAUCAUCGUGCAUGCACCUUUAUACACGUGUAUUCUUUCAUGUUUCUAUAGUUUUGCUAACUAUAACCUUCCUGUAACGCUGCAGCUUCACUGUGACUCAUUCAUGCCAGUAACAAGGAGCGAUCCGGUGUUCCAAGUUGUAAACUGCCAUGUGACUGUUUAGUGAUUCACUCCGGCUCCAAGAAGUAUCUAUAAACUCAGCUGUUCAUUACUGGGCAUGGAAAAGUAUGGCAGGUGCAUGGUUCUGCUAAAUGUGUAGCUGUUUGUCUGAACGUCUAUAACCACAUUUUCUACUCUUGGUGUCAAACAAAAGUGAAAUAAAUGACGGAUAAGA